Molecule: messenger RNA, 1776 nt
Organism: Dothidotthia symphoricarpi CBS 119687
Lineage: Eukaryota; Fungi; Ascomycota; Dothideomycetes; Pleosporales; Dothidotthiaceae
Product: beta-lactamase/transpeptidase-like protein
Exons: 2
Coding region: 1-1776 (591 amino acids)
Source: RefSeq, a predicted model, not a curated record
AUGCUUUUGAAAACACUGCUAUGGACUGCUCUUGUCAGCGCGAAGUGCUUUGAGCCCUCCAUCGCGCAUCCGCCUCCUGAAUACGACCCCAAGGACGCGCUCCUGCAGGAUGCAUUCUCCGAGAUCGACUCUGCGCUUACGGCAACCAUUGACGCGUCUGAGUACGCAUCGACGUCUUUCUCGGUAGCCAUCACCUCGUCAAAAGAAUUGCUGUGGUCUCGGCAUCAUACAGCCCGCGAGCGAAACACAACGCGUCCGGAUAUACCCGAGGUCAACGGCGAUGCGCUCUAUCGAAUUGCAAGCAUCACGAAGGCCUUCACCGUCCUGGGUGUACUAUAUCAGCAUGCGGCAGGCAACUUGAGCUUGGAUGAUCCCGUUGAUAAGUACAUCAAGGAAUUGAGAGACGAGCAGGAGGGUAGCAUACCGUGGAAGGACAUCACUUUGCGGAGUCUUGCUAGCCAACUGAGUGGUAUCCCGCGCGAAUGUAGGCGUUGCUUUACGCUUGAAGGUAUGCCAGCUGAUUCCCCCCCAGUCGCCGAGAGGGAUUUGAUCAACCUUGACGAGAUUGACCCUACCAUGCUGGGUCUCCCACCUGUGUCGCGGGAUGGCUUGAUCGACUGUGAUGAAUACUCGUCAAAUUAUGACAAACCGUGCACCGCUGACGAUCUACUAAAACUGCUCAAAUCGAAAGCACCCGUCUUUGCGCCUAACCAAAAGUCAACUUACUCGAACGUCGCAUUUGAGUUUCUUGGAGUUGUGCUGGAGAGAGUGACCAAACAGAGCUUCGAAUCUUAUAUAGAUGAAGCUAUUUUCAAACCUUUGAAGAUGCUCAAAAGUACCCUCUCGCUGCCCUCAGAUGAUACUGGUGUUAUUCCACUCGAGCCACAUUUUUGGGAUAUCGAUCAAGGCAUCCAAUCGCCUACUGGUGGAAUCUACAGCUCAACAAAUGACUUGUCCAAGUACCUUCGCUACGUAUUGACGCAUUACAAUGGCAUCACCCAUGCCGUGAACUGGUUCAACCCCGUCUCUCCCUCACAGGACCUGAACAGCUUUUACGGCAUGCCAUGGGAGAUCUUCCAGACAGAUCGCAUCCUGCAAGACUCCAGGCGGACCGUGCGAUUCAUCACGAAAGGAGGUAGCCUUCCAGGCUACUCAUCUGUCGUCAUGACAAUCCCAGAAUACGAUCUCGGUAUCACAAUUCUAGUCGCUGGCUCACGGGACUUGCUCCCCGAGAUCAAGGAGACUAUCUCAGUCGUGAUGGUUCGUGCCGCUGAGCAACUCGCUAUCCGUCAGCUUCAAGAACGCUACGCAGGCACAUAUAUUAGCACCAACUCAUCUCUCAACUCUUCCAUGACUUUCGUAGCCGACCAUCGCGGACUCGUCUUGACAGACUUUGUGUCCAACUCAACAGAUGUUCUCAACAGCAUACUGAUAACAUCUAUGGCUCCCAAAAAUCGGCCGUGGUACGCUCAACUUGUCCCCACGCUACUUUAUCAUGAGGAGAAGACGCAGCAGGGCGAAGAAUGGCGUGUCCUCGUGACGGAACAGCGUGUUGAAAGUAAAAACAAGAUCUGGGACGACUUUUGCAUGACUGACGUUGAGGUUCCAUUGUAUGCUGGUCUGCCAUUGAACGAGGUUGUGUUUUGGAAGAGUCAGGAAAGCGGCUUAUUCGAGAGUCUGGAAAUCUCUGCCUUCCGAGCGAACUUGACGAGGGUCGAGAAAGGACAUAAUUGGAGUCAAGAGGGGCAGGAAGUGAUAGAGAUGUUGGAGCUUUAA